AUGUCGAGUUCACCUUUCGUGGUCGAUCUUCCUAGGCUAGGAAUCGUGCCAGUGAUUGAUCUGGUUGUCAGUCUAGGGGCCAUCGUCUUCCUGUCGAUAUUUGCACAAUGGACAUACCAGCAGUAUCGAUUUUUGUCUCAAUGGCCUGUCCUUAACAAGGCAGGCUUUUUCAACGCGUCUAAAUCGAAAGAAGCCUUUCAACAGAAUAGCCGAAGUUUGCUUUUUGAUGGUUUCGCCAAGUCUCCCAGAGGCUACCUAGUAGAUACUGACUUGAACCGUCAACUGGUUCUUUCUCCCGAGUACGCCAACGAGAUUCGCAGUGAUCCCCGCCUUGACUUUACAGAAACCACUCACCGCGACUUUCUUGGACACCUUCCUGGCUUCGAAGUUUUCAAAAAAAAUAAUUCUAACGCGGCUGAUGUAGUGCGUCAAAGGCUAACACAAUCUUUGGGACUCGUUACGGAGGACAUAUCAGAGGAGAUGACCGCUGUUCUCCAGGAACAGUGGAGUGAAGAGACUGAUUGGCAUGAAUUAGAAGGAAAGACAACCCUCCUCGAAAUAGUUGCCCGCCUCUCGUCUCGAGUGUUUCUCGGACAAGAAAUCUGCCGAAAUCCAAAAUGGCAACGGAUCACCAUCGAUUACACCGUCAACGCUUUCAUGGCUGUUGCAGCAGUAAAGCGGUACCCGCAAUUUCUUCAUCGAUUUGUUCAUUGGUUUCUUCCCCAGACAUGCAAACUUCGUUCCCAGGUAUCUGAAGCUCGUCGUAUCAUUCAGCCCGUGAUCGACCAGCGAGCCGCUGCUGGCUGGGUUCACCCUGGGAAUGAAUCGGGCAAAAAGUAUACGGAUGCGCUUCAGUGGAUGCAUGAUUUGUCCAAGGGCAAAGAGGUUGAUUUUGCCAUAGGCCAAUUGGGUCUGUCUCUGGCUGCGAUCCAUACUACCACCGACUUGCUCACCCAGGUAAUUUACAACUUGUGUCAGCAUCCCGACAUGAUUCAACCGUUGCGUGACGAGAUUGCUGCUGUUGUGGGAGGAGAAGGAUGGAAAAGGAGUGCGCUAUACAAGAUGAAACUUAUGGAUAGUGUUAUCAAGGAGAGUCAGCGGUUGAAGCCCCCCGCCCUGUUAUCGAUGCGGCGCCAUGUGACUAAAGAUAUCACGCUGCAAGACGGUCUCUUCAUCCCGAAAGGCAGUUCAAUUGGGGUUUCGUCUCACUGGAGUUGGGACUCAUCCGUCUUCGAAAACCCUAACGAGUUCGACGGCUAUCGCUUUGUCAGGAUGGCAGAAGAUCCGACGAAAGAGAGAGAGGCACACUUUGUAUCAACGAGCCCUCAACAUUUGGCAUUCGGUCAUGGAAACCACGCCUGCCCGGGCCGCUUUUUUGCUGCCAACGAGUUGAAGAUUGCCCUCACUCACAUCUUGAUGAAGUACGACUUCAAAUUACGCGAAGAUGCCGACCCAGAUUUUUUCUGCUUGGGCUGGAUAAUGCAAUCGAAUGGGGAUGCUAAGCUCUUGGUUCGACGGCGUAGGGAGGAGAUUCACCUGGAGUAG
Molecule: messenger RNA, 1545 nt
Organism: Talaromyces rugulosus
Lineage: Eukaryota; Fungi; Ascomycota; Eurotiomycetes; Eurotiales; Trichocomaceae
Exons: 6
Coding region: 1-1545 (514 amino acids)
Molecular function (GO): iron ion binding; monooxygenase activity; heme binding
Source: RefSeq, a predicted model, not a curated record